Molecule: messenger RNA, 1415 nt
Organism: Scheffersomyces amazonensis
Lineage: Eukaryota; Fungi; Ascomycota; Pichiomycetes; Serinales; Debaryomycetaceae
Gene: MTG2
Product: putative GTPase
Exons: 2
Coding region: 1-1254 (417 amino acids)
Cellular component (GO): mitochondrion
Molecular function (GO): GTPase activity; magnesium ion binding; GTP binding
Source: RefSeq, a predicted model, not a curated record
AUGUCGCUUACAGACUAUUUUGAAGGGAAUUCACAUCAUGUUCAUCAUGUUUUCUAUAGUAAUCACCUACAAACCUUGGUCAAUCGAGGUAAGAAGGUUGAAAAUAGAACGUUCAUCGAUUUAAAGGUCAUAAGAUGUAGAAGUGGUCGAGGUGGAAAUGGAGCAAUAUCUUUCUUUCGAGAUGCCCGAACCACUCAAGGCCCACCAGAUGGAGGUGAUGGGGGUGAUGGAGGAUCUAUUUAUUUUACAGUUGUUGAUAAAAACUUGAGUUCUUUACAUAGAUUGAAAAGAAAUUAUGAAGCAAAGAAUGGUGUCCCCGGAAGAACCUCUCAGUUAGAUGGUAAAAGAGGUGAUGAUGUGAUAAUUGAAAUCCCAGUGGGAACAACUAUAAAAUGGAUUCCUGAUCCAUUGAAAGGUAGUUAUCCAGUUGGUGAAGGUUGGAAUUUUGUAGAAGGUGAUAGAGAAUCUUAUGAAGAGAAAUUUUACUUUCGAGAUUUAAAUAACAAGGUAAAGAUUUAUGAUCAUGAAAUUAUUCAAGAAGAAUUGCUAUUUGAUAAGUUCCCAUUAUUGGGUCUUGAUCUUAACAAGCCUACUACAAAACCACAGCUUUUAUUAAAAGGUGGGAAAGGUGGAAUGGGAAACAUGCACUUCUUAACCAAAGAUAUUAGAAAUCCUAACUUCAGUAAAAAGGGUCGUGAAGGUUUAACAUCAUUCUUUUUACUUGAAUUGAAAUUGAUUGCCGACUUAGGGCUUGUAGGAUUACCCAAUGCUGGUAAAUCCACUUUAUUAAGAGCUAUUUCUAAAGCAAGACCUCGUAUCGGUCACUGGGAAUUUACUACUUUACAACCCACAGUAGGCACGAUUUUCACUACGAUCGAUAAGGAUCCUUUUACUGUUGCUGAUAUUCCAGGAAUCAUCGAAGGUGCGUCCGAUAAUAAAGGUAUGGGAUUAGACUUUUUGAGACAUAUAGAGAGAAGUGGAGGUUUAGUGUUUGUAGUUUCCUUGGAAGCAGAGGACCCGGUUAAGAGUCUUGAAGUAUUAUUAAAAGAGGUUGGUGAACAGAGAAUGAAAAACAAGAAGAUAUUGAUUGUUGCAACUAAAGCAGAUUUAAGUGAAAACGGGGGAAAUUAUGAAUUGUUGAGGAAAUACACCGAGGACAGAGAUUGGAAAAUAGUCCCUGUAUGUGCUAUGAAGGGUCAGAACAUUGAAACUUGUAUUAAGUUAAUGAGUGAAAUUGCUUAUCUGAGUAAGUAGAAGCAUGAUAAUGAAUUUGUAAAUAGUCUAUAAUUAGAUCAUCGUAAUGUAAAUUGAACAAUCAGAUAAACAUAAAAGCGCAAAAUACUUUGAGACCAGUUUUACGUCAUAGGUAUGAGACUAAAUAGGCACGCCAUAUUUUAAUAGAAAAAGGAAAGGAA